Messenger RNA from Pipistrellus nathusii (Nathusius's pipistrelle), 2376 nucleotides. NCBI's taxonomy places the organism in Eukaryota, Metazoa, Chordata, Mammalia, Chiroptera, Vespertilionidae. The record is from the annotation of a GenBank genome assembly.
AUGGCGGAGGCGCACCAGGCCGUGGGCUCCGGGCCGGCGCUGCCCUCGGGGGCGGAGGCGGCCCCGGGCGCGCUGCUGCAGGAGAUCUACCUGUCCGGACUGCGCUCCUGGAAGAGGCACCUCGCCCGCUUCUGGAACGACUUUCUCGCGGGCGUGUUCCCCGCCAGCCCCCUCAGCUGGCUCUUCCUCUUCAGCGCCAUCCAGCUCGCCUGGUUCCUCCAGCUGGACCCUUCCUUGGGCCUGACGGAGAAGAUUAAAGAGUUGCUGCCAGACUGGGGCGGCCAGCACCACAGGCUCCGGGGGGUCCUGGCGGCCGCCCUGUUCGCCUCCUGCCUGUGGGGCGCCCUGAUCUUCACACUUCACCUGGCGCUGAGGCUGCUGCUGUCCUACCACGGCUGGCUCCUGGAGCCCCACGGGGCCAUGUCCUCGCCCACCAAGACCUGGCUGGCCCUGGUCCGCAUCUUCUCCGGCCGCCGCCCAAUGCUCUUCAGCUACCAGCGCUCCCUGCCGCGCCAGCCGGUGCCCUCCGCGCAGGACACCGUGCGGAAGUACCUGGAGUCCGUCAGGCCUGUCCUCUCGGACGAGGACUUCGCCUGGACGGCGGGGCUGGCGCAGGAGUUCCUGCGGCUGCAGGCGGCGCUGCUGCAGUGGUACCUGCGGCUCAAGUCCUGGUGGGCGUCCAACUACGUCAGUGACUGGUGGGAAGAGUUCGUAUACCUUCGCUCCCGCAACCCGCUGAUGGUGAACAGCAACUAUUACAUGAUGGACUUCCUGUACGUCACGCCCACCCCGGUGCAGGCCGCCCGGGCCGGGAACGCGGUGCACGCGCUGCUGCUGUACCGCCAGCGCCUGGAGCGCCAGGAGAUCCUGCCGACGCUGCUGAUGGGCAUGCGGCCCCUGUGCUCCGCCCAGUACGAGAAGAUCUUCAACACCACGCGGGUCCCCGGGGCCCGGAAAGACCGCCUCCGCCACCUCGGGGACAGCCGGCACGUGGCGGUCCUCCACCGGGGCCGCUUCUUCCGCGUGGCCACCCACGGCCCCGGCGGCCUGCUGCCCCCGCGCGCCCUGGAGCAGCAGUUCCAGCGCGUCCUGGACGACCCGGCGCCCGCGAGCGCCCACGAGGAGCACCUGGCGGCGCUGACGGCGGCGCCCCGGGACGUGUGGGCGCAGGCGCGGAGGGCCCUGCAGGGCCGCGCCGCGGAGGCGCUGGAGGCCGUGGAGGGCGCCGCGUUCUUCGUCUCGCUGGACCCGGAGCCCGCGGGGCUCGCCCGGGAGGACCCCGCCGCCUCCCUGGACGCCUACGCGCACGCGCUGCUGGCCGGCCGCGGCCACGACCGCUGGUAUGACAAGUCCUUCACCCUCAUCGUCUUCUCCAACGGGAAGCUGGGCCUCAGCGUGGAGCACUCGUGGGCGGACUGCCCCAUCUCAGGGCACAUGUGGGAGUUCACUCUGGCCACAGAAUGCUUUCAGCUGGGCUACUCGGUGGACGGCCACUGCAAGGGCCACCCUGAGCCCUCCCUGCCCCAGCCCCAGCGGCUGCACUGGGACCUCCCGGACAAGGUCCACCGGUCCAUCUCUCUCGCCCUGAGGGGAGCCCGGGCCUUGUCCGGGGACACUGACUGCCACGUCUUCCCCUUCUCCCACUUCGGCAAGGGCCUCAUCAAGCGCUGCCGCCUGUCCUCCGACAGCUUCGUCCAGGUGGCCCUGCAGCUGGCCCACUUCCGGGACAGGGGUCGCUUCUGCCUGACUUACGAGUCAGCCAUGACCCGCCUGUUCCUGGAGGGCCGGACGGAGACGGUGCGGUCCUGCACGCGGGAAGCCUGCGACUUUGUGAGAGCCAUGGAGGCCCAGGAGGCGACUGUGGGUGACUCGCAGCGCCUCUCCCUGUUCCGCCUGGCGGUGGACAAGCACCAGGCCCUGCUGAAGGCGGCCAUGAGCGGCCAGGGCGUCGACCGCCACCUGUUCGCGCUCUACAUCGUGUCCCAGCUCCUCCACCUGCCCGCGCCCUUCCUGGACCAGGUUCACUCGGAGCAGUGGCAGCUGGCCACCAGCCAGAUCCCCGUCCAGCAAGCCCACCUGUUCGACGUCCACAACUGCCCCGACUACGUGUCCUCCGGGGGAGGAUUUGGGCCUGUGAAUGACCACGGUUACGGCGUUUCUUACAUCUUCAUGGGGGAUGGCGCGAUCACCUUCCACAUUUCCAGCAAAAAAUCAAGCACAAAAACGGACUCCCGCCGGCUGGGGCGGCACAUCGAGGACGCGCUGCUGGACGUGGCCUCCCUGUUCCCGGAGGGGCAGCGCCUCAAGCGCGGGUGCAGGGGGCCGGGGGACGAGGCGGCGGGGCCCCAGGGCACCCCUGCCGCCCCCCAACCCUGA